AUGCCGGAAGAUUUAAAGUGGAAAAAACUUAAAAACAAUGGAGAUGUCCCGACCCCUAGGUCUGGUCACUCCUUCACCCAUGUAGGAGGUUUCAAUUACCUCCUCUAUGGUGGAAUUGAUAAUCAUAACAUGAAGAAGGGUCACAAGAUCCUCCCCAGCAACGACAUCUACGCUAUGAAAAUUGGAACAAAUGAGGUCACAUGGUACAAGGAAAAGUUUACUGGCGAUUAGCUCCCUCCCGCGAGGACAUAGCAUAUUGCCAUAUCAACCCCUAAGCAUGACAAGAUCUUCAUUUUCGGAGGACAUUCAACCCCUCAGAUAAGACUUAAUGAUACUUGGUUCCUAACAGUUUAAAAUUUAACAUGGAAAAGAGCGGAAGGAGACGAACCCGCUACUCCAAAGAACUAAGAGUCCCUUUCAGGCGCUCCUCCCCCAAGAGCAAACUCAGGUGCCACAAUCGUCGACAAUAAAGUCUACAUUUUCGGAGGUCAUGGUGGUGUAAACUAUGCCAGAGUUGCCUUCAACGAUCUCUACUCAUUCGAUCUAGAUACACAUCACUGGGAAAAGAUUGAAUACGCUAAUAACCCCCCUGAACCUAGAGGAGGUCACACCCUUUUCUCAAUUGGAAGAAAAGUCUACUGCUUCGGUGGUUGGAAUUCAGAAACCUAGUACAACAACAUCAUUUUGUUCAACCUAGACACACUCGAAUGGUCAGACCCAGACAUCUACAAUGACAUCCCAAGAUGGAAUCAUAGCGCCAUUAUGGUAGAAGCUAUUCCCUCAUGGAAAUAUUUCAUCUUCGGAGGUGAGACAGGUGAUUUCCCAGAAGGAGGUCCAAGAAACUUCGGAGCCUGCACCAACACUGCUUGUUAUCUUGAUAUUGAAACCAUGCAUUGGACUACUAUGUAACCAGAGGAUGUUGAUGGUCCAAACAAAGGAGUAUAACCACCCCCAAGAGAGUACUCAGCUAUGGCUUAUGAUCACAAAGAUUCAAGACUCUUGAUAUUCGGUGGUUGGAACAACGGUUGGUUCAAUGAUCUCUACGCUCUGAACGUCAGCAAGAUUGUUGGUCCCUCAUAUGCCAUCACUGAAUGUGUUCCAGCUCUUGGUCAGCUCUCAGGUAAUGUCCCAGUUGUCAUUAAGGGAGUUGGCUUCAAGGAUGCCAACAUCAAAGUCUACUUCACCUGCGGAAAGAACCCUGUCGAUGUUCCAUCUAAGCAAUCAGUCGAAGUAACUGGAGUCUAUGUCUCAGAAACUGAGCUUACUUGUGUCACUCCAAGCUACGAAUAGUUUGGACCAAAAGAAGCAAUAGUUCAACUCUCAAUCCAAGGUGGAGAUUUAACCACCACAUGGUCUACCUUCUCUUAUUUCAUGAACACUAGAGCCUACAAAUCACUAGCCUAUGGUCCAGGUCUCCUACCAGAGGGAGCCGUUGGUCAUGAAACAGAGUUUGUCAUUCAAGCUAGAAAUGACUCAGGAGAGAACAGAAGAUCAGGAAGAGAUAACUUCUAAGUCAAAAUUAUGGCAACUAACAAUGGAGAGGUUAAGGAAAUUCCAUGCCAAGUAGUCGAUAAAGAUGAUGGUUAAUACGUCGUCAAGUAUAUGAUUGAAGAAGAAGCUGAAUGCAAAAUUGAAAUCUUAUUUGAGGAUGACAAGGGUAAAAUGGUCGCUUUAAGAGGAUCUCCAUACAAGUCAAGCUUCAGUGGAAAGUCAGCUGCCAAUGUCAACAACCUCACAGGUCCAGCAAUGGGCAAGUACAUUGCCACUGAAUUGGAGCAAAUUCACGGCUUUAUUAGUGAGACUUCAAAGGGAGCCUCCACAAAGGACAAGAAUAUCUAAGAUGUAAAAACACUUAUCUCAGUUAAAGACAGCGUUGACUGCGUAUUCACCCUCAAUGAUGAAAUCGUACUCAGACUUGACUGCCUUGAUGAGUCCCUCAGAAUGUUCCACGAACACCAAAUUGCCAAGGACUCCCAACUCAAGCAAAUCAAGAGACUCUUUGAUGAGUGGGCAGGACUCAAGAAGCUCGCUAAGGACAUCAGAAAGGAAAUCUCACCACUCAUUAGCAACGAGAACGAAAAGACCACAACUAUGAUCAAGAAAUUCGAGGAGGAUCUCAGAGUAUACACCAACGAACUCAAGAAGAGAGACUUCUACUACUACAAAACUGGAGUUACUGAAGCCAAGAAAAAGCUAGGCUCAGUCGGAGAGGAAAUUGCUGAAUUCGACUAGAAACUCAUUGACUACGGAUACAACGCCCAAAAGUUCGGUAACCCAGAUCUCAUUACCAAUUCAAUCAAGCAAGUUGAUGCUAUUAAGGCUGAAAUCCAAAGCAUGGUAACUCUUUGGGACCACAUCGACGUCUGCCAAAACUCAUUCUCAGGAUAUAUGGAAGCUAAGUGGAUCGACACCAACCCAUUUGACAUGGAAGAAGAAGUGAAGACCGUUUUCAAGUUCCUUAAAGAAAUGAAGGUCGACAAGAGAUGUAACGCUUACCUCGGUAUUCAAGAAGACAUCAAGAGAUGGCUCGUUUUCCUACCCCUUAUUGCUGAACUUAGAGAUGAAGCUAUGAGACCCCGCCACUGGAAAGCAAUAAAGGACAAGGUCCAAAAGGACUUCAACGUUGAUGACAAACUCCUUCUUAGAGACGUUUACAACCUCAACUUGAACAAGUAUCAAGAAGACGUUGAAGAAAUCACAGAUCAAGCCAGACAAGAAUCCAAGAUGGAGAAGACCCUAGUUAAACUAGAGGAGACCUGGAAGGAUAUCGUAUUUGAGUUCAACAGACACAAGGACACUGAUGUCAUGCUUAUCAAGCUCUCAGAAGAAAACUUCGAAAUGCUAGAAGAGAACUAGGUUGCUGUUACUGCCAUGUUCUCAUCCAGAUAUCUCUCAACCUUCGAAGACAAGUGCGUUUACUGGCAGAAGUCACUAGCAGCUAUUUCUGAAAUCGUUCAGUUGCUUGCUGAAGUACAAAGAUCCUGGUCUUUCUUGGAAAACCUCUUCAUCCACUCAGAGGAGGUCAAGAAGGAACUCCCCAAGGAAAGUGAGAAAUUCGUUGGAAUCGACAAAGAAGUCAAGGCUAUUCUUAAGGAUGGUGAGCAAAAACAAAAAGCUCUUAUCUUUUCAACUCAAGAUAAUGUUAUGGCAAGACUAGAAGAAGUGCAAAAGCAACUUACUCUCUGCGAGAAAGCUCUUAAUGAUUUCAUGGACUCAAAGAGAAGAGCCUUCCCCAGAUUCUAUUUCGUCUCCCCAGCUGAUCUACUCGAUAUCCUUUCAAACGGUAACAACCCCAAGAAGAUCAUGGUCCACAUGCCUAAGAUUUUCCAGGCUAUCGAAACCCUUCACUUGAAGGACGAUGGAGACAGACCACAAGCCAUUGGUAUGGAGACCUGUGUUGGUAAGGAGUACGUCGAUUUCUCCAAGCCACUCAAGCUAGUAGGCAAGGUCGAGAACUAUCUCGGAGAUGUCAUUGACACCAUGAGAAACUCACUCAAGCACAUUGGAGGAAAGAGUAUCUCCACCCAGCAAGUUACUCCUAAAGCUGACUGGAUCAAGAUUGAUCCCUCUCAAAUCACCCUUCUCAUUAACUUAUGCGUUUGGGUUAGAAACGUAGAAACUAGUUUCCUUGAACUCAAGAGCAGCCCUAAAUCAAUGGAGAAAGCCUUUGUAGACCAAGUUCAAUCUCUUACUGAUUUGAUUAAGAUGGUGCAAGGUGAUCUAGACAAAGCAGUCAGACAAAAGAUCAUGUGUAUGAUUACUAUGGAUGCUCACUCAAGAGAUAUUAUUGAUAAACUAGUCGUCGAAAAGGUCCACCAAUCUGACGAGUUCCAAUGGCAAUCACAAUUGAAAUCCUACUACGAUCCCGCUGCUGCUGAUUUCAGACUCAAGAUUGCUGAUGCCGAAUUCUGGUAUGGUUAUGAGUAUCUCGGUAACGGUCCAAGACUUGUCGUCACCCCACUUACUGAUAGAAUUUAUGUGACAGCCACUCAAGCCCUUCACUUGAAAAUGGGUUGUGCCCCAGCUGGUCCCGCCGGAACUGGUAAAACUGAAACAACUAAGGAUCUCGCCUCUGCAAUGGGUAAAGCUGUGUAUGUGUUCAACUGCUCAGAUCAAAUGGAUUACAAAGGCAUGGGAGGUAUCUUCAAAGGACUUGCAGCCUCAGGAUCUUGGGGAUGUUUCGAUGAGUUCAACAGACUCGUGCCUGAAGUGCUCUCUGUGUGUUCAGUCCAAUUCAAGUCAGUUACUGAUGCCAUCAAGCAAAAGAAAGAUAGAUUCUUACUUCAAGAAGACGAAAUCAUGCUCGACCCUACUUGUGGUGUGUUCAUUACUAUGAAUCCAGGUUAUCUUGGUAGAUCUGAAUUGCCCGAAGGUCUAAAAGCCCUUUUCAGACCCAUUACUGUCGUCGUACCAGAUCUCGAACUUAUUUGCGAAAACAUGCUCAUGGCUGAAGGUUUCGUCGAUGCCAAGCUUCUCGCUAAGAAGUUCACUACCCUCUAUUCUCUCUGUAGAGAUCUCUUAUCCAAACAAAGUCAUUAUGAUUGGGGUCUUAGAGCCAUUAAGUCUGUACUGGUCGUGGCUGGUGCCUUCAAAAGAGCUGAACCACAUCUUCAAGAAUAAGCUCUUCUCAUGAGAGCCUUGAGAGAUUUCAAUAUUCCAAAGAUUGUUGCCGAUGAUCUUGACAUCUUCUUCGGUCUACUCGGAGAUCUUUUCCCAGGCAUUAAUGUCCCAAGAAAGAGAGAUGAGAGAUUCGAAGCCCUUAUUAGACAAUCUGCAAGCGAGCUCGGAUACCAUGAUGAACCAGAGUUCAUCCUUAAAAUCGUCUAACUUGGAGAGCUCCUUGAAAUUAGACAUUGUGUCUUCGUUAUGGGAAAUCCAGGAUCUGGUAAAUCAGGCACCUGGAAGACUCUUGCAAAGGCUCAAGAUAAGGACAACAAAAAGACUACCUAUGUAGAUCUAGAUCCAAAGGUCGUCUCAACCAAUGAGCUUUAUGGAGUCGUGCUUUUAGCAACAAGAGAGUGGAAAGAUGGUCUAUUGUCUAAGACUAUGAGAAGUUUGAGUUAGUUGGCAGAUAACAACCCCAAGUGGAUUAUUCUUGAUGGAGAUUUGGACGCUAACUGGAUUGAGUCUAUGAACUCUGUCAUGGACGAUAACAAAAUUCUGACCCUCGCCUCAAACGAACGUAUUGUGCUUAAGCCACACAUGAGAAUGAUCUUCGAAAUCAGAGAUUUGAGAUUCGCAACCCCUGCUACUGUAUCAAGAGCUGGUAUCCUUUUCAUCUCAGAUUCUUUCGGUUAUCAAUGGAGAUCCUUCCAAAGAUCUUGGAUCACUCAAAAGAAGUAUAAUGACGAGACUAAGUUGAUGCUUCAAUAGCUUUUCGAGAAGUAUAUCCCAGAGACAUUCACUCACGUCAAGAAGUCAUUCAAGUACCUCGUCCCAGCUAUGGAAAUCUCAAUUGUUGUUUCUAUCUGUAAACUCCUUGAGAGCAUCAUGGACAAACAAGAAGUCAAGGGUAUUGAGUACGUAUUCGUAUUCGCUUGCGUUUGGUGUAUUGGAGGUGGAUUCUCAGAGAAAGACGGCCACGACUACAGAAAGGAAUUCAGUAACUGGUGGAAGGACAAGUGGAAGACCAUCAAGUUCCCCAACAAAGGUACAGUUUUCGACUACUUCGUGGAUAUCGAGAACACCAAACUCGAAGAUUGGAGCAAGAUGCAAACCAAGGAUAUUGAAAAGGACAUUGAUACCAGCAAGAGUAUCUCAAACUACACUGUUCCAACAGUCGACACUAUUUCAGCCUAAUUCUUGAUGAAGCAGUUCAUUGGUGUAGAUCACUCACCUAUGCUUGUCGGUAACGCUGGUUGCGGUAAGACUCAGAUCUCUAAAGGUCUCUUGAACGACUUGACCACCACUACUGAUCAAUACAUCCAGCAAAUAGUCAACUUCAACUAUUACACUGACUCCAUGCUCCUCCAAACCAUUCUCGAGCAACAACUUGAAAAGAAGGCAGGUAGAACUUAUGCCCCAGUAGGUAAAUUCAAGUUGAUCUACUUCAUUGAUGAUCUCAACAUGCCAGAACUCGAUCCCUACAACACUCAGACUGCCAUCUCACUUGUGAGACAGCACAAGGACUACGAGCAUUGGUACGAUAGAGCCAAACUCUCCCUUAAGGACAUUAAGAACACUCAGUACACUGCUUGCAUGAACCCCACUGCUGGUUCUUUCCAAAUCAACCCAAGACUUCAAAGACAUUUCUGGACUUUAGCUAUUCCAUUCCCAGAGCAAACCUCUCUCUUCACCAUCUAUAAUACUUUCUUGUCUAAGCAUUUCGCCAAGUUCAAGGGAACUAUUCAAGAGCAAGUCGUGCCAAUUAUUAAGACUGCUCUGAACUUGCACGCAGAAGUCGAGAGAAACUUCAGAAAGACUGCCGUCAAUUUCCAUUAUGAGUUCAACGUUAGACAUUUGACCAACAUUUUCUAAGGUCUCUUGGUUGCCAAGCCAGAAGCCAUUAAGGAACCAGAUAACCUCAUCAAGCUUUGGAUCCACGAGUCUGAAAGAAUCUAUGGAGACAGACUGUCCAGUCAAGAGAACAUCUCCACCUACAAGUUCAUUGUUGCUGAUCUCGUUAAGAAAUCAUUCGCAAAGUACAACUUGACCAAGUACUUCCAAGGAGCCAACCCUGAUGCCCUUGUGUUCGCCCAAUUCGUCUCUGGUCUUGAAGAGAAACUCUACGAUCAAUUCUCAUCUAUCGAUGCACUCAGUGAGAGACUUCAAGAAGCACUUAGAGAGUACAACGAUACUAACCCAGUGAUGGACCUCGUGCUCUUCGAAGACGCCAUGAAGCACGUCUGUAGAAUCACCAGAAUUAUUGCUGCUGAUGGUGGUCACGCUUUACUUGUCGGAGUCGGUGGUUCAGGUAAAUAAUCACUGUCCAAGCUCUCAUCAUUCAUCUGUAUGUAUCUGACAACAACUAUUAUGAUCUCAUCAACCUAUGGUUUGAAUGAUCUAAAGACUGACUUGCAAGUAAUGUACAACAAAGCCGGUCUCAAGGACGAAGGUAUUAUGUUCUUGCUGACUGAAGGUCAAAUCACCAACGAGAGAUUCCUUGUGUUCAUCAACGAUUUGCUUUCAUCUGGAGAGAUUGCUGAUCUCUUCGCCACUGAAGACAAGGACACCAUUGUCAACAACAUCAGACCAGCUGUGAAAGGUGCUGGUAUCAUUGAUAACAAAGACAACUGCUGGAACUACUACAUCCAGAGAGUCAAGAAGAACCUCCACAUGUGCCUCUGCUUCUCCCCAGUCGGAGAGUCAUUCAGAAGCAGAUCCAGAAAGUUCCCCGCCCUGGUCAACUGCACUGUGAUCGAUUGGUUCCACCCCUGGCCUGAGGAUGCCCUUCUCAGUGUCGCCUCAAAAUUCUUGGGAGACGUCGAAAUGCAAAGUGAUGAAGUAAGAGAUUCAAUCACCAGGUUCAUGCCCUACUCAUUCAGAACUGUGAAUGAGUUCUCUGCCAUGAUCUUCGAACAAGAAAGAAGAUAUGUCUACACCACACCCAAGUCUUUCCUCGAACUCAUCAAACUGUUCAAGGUCAUGCUUGGAAAGAAGAAGGAUGAAUUAGAGCAAAACAAGUCUAAAUACGAAGCUGGAGUCGUUAAGCUUCAAGAAACUGGAGAAAUUGUGUCUAAGUUAGAGGAAGAAUUGAAGGUCUUCUCAGUCGAGGUAGAAGAAAAGAAGAAACUGGCUGAUGCCUAAGCCGAAGUCGUCGGAAAGGAAAAGACUAAGGUCGAAGCUCAAAGUGAUAUUGCCAACACUGAAGCCGAAAAGUGCUCUAAGAUCAAGGUUGAAGUCGAAGAAGAGUCUUCAAAGGUGCAGAAGGAUCUUGAUGAAGCCCUCCCAUUGGUCGAAAAGGCUAAAGAAGCCCUCAGAGGUCUCAGUUUGAAAGAUUUCCAAAACUUGAAAGCCCUCAAGUCACCCCCUAAGGAUAUUGAAAAUGUGUUCGGUUGUGUGCUCAACUUGCUAUGUACAGUAGAUUCAAACGUGCCAGUAGAUAAGAACGGUAAACUGAAGACUGAAAACACCUGGAAAACUUCACUCAGUGUCAUGGCCAACCCAGCCCAACUUUUGACCACUCUUGAAGGUUUCAAGGAGAAGAUCGAUUAGGAUUUAGUACCAGGCAACAACUUCAAAGCCAUCAGAGGUACCAUCAGUGAUCCAAACUUCACCCCAGCAAUUAUUAAGAAUAAGUCAUCAUGCGCUGGAGGUCUUUGCGAUUGGAUUCUCAACAUUACUAUGUACUACGAUGUGUUCGUAUCAGUCGAGCCCAAGAAGGCUGCCGUGAGAGCUGCCCAACAAAAACUAGCUGAAGCUAAUGCCAAGAAAGAGGAGAUGGAUACCUUAGUCGCUAAGCUUAUGUCCGAGUUAGCUAUCUUGCAAGCUGAUUUCCAAAAGGCUAUGGACGAGAAGAACGCUGCAGAAGCUGAAGCCAUGAAGUGCGCUAGAAGACUUGACUCUGCUCAGAGAUUGGUUAACGCCCUCGGAAGUGAGAGCGAAAGAUGGAAUCAAGCCAUUAUUGACCUUGGAGAGAAGAUUAUCGUUAUCACUGGUGAUGUCUUACUUGCUAGUGCUUUCGUAUCUUAUGUAGGUCCAUUCAACAAGAAAUUCAGAGACAUGAUUACCAACAACAGAUUCAUUGAUUUCUUCAAGAAGAACAAGAUCCCAAUGUCCCCAGAUCCAAACCCACUCAUCAUCCUUACCGAUGAGGCUACCAUUGCCGAGUGGAACAACCAGAAACUUCCAGCUGAUAGAGUCUCAACAGAGAAUGGUGCUAUCCUUACCAACUCAGAGAGAUAUUCCCUCAUCAUCGAUCCACAGUUGCAAGGUAUCACCUGGUUGAAAGAAAAGGAAAAGAACAACGAUUUGCAAGUCACCAGACUUAACAACAACAGAAUGAUCAAGACCCUCGAGUUCGCCAUCGAAGCUGGUCAGUCUGUUCUCAUUGAAAAUAUGGAAAACAACAUCGAUGCUGUCAUCCAACCAGUCUACAGCAGAGCCAUCAUUAAGAAGGGUAAGAGUAGAUACAUCAGAAUGGGAGAUAAGGAGCUUACUCUCCAUAACAACUUCAAGCUAUUCAUGCACACUAAGCUAUCAAAUCCUCAUUAUCCUCCUGAAAUCUAAGCUGAGUGCGCUCUGAUUAACUUCACUGUCACAGAGGCUGGUCUUGAAGAUCAACUUCUAGCCUUGGUCGUUAAGAAAGAAAGACCAGAUCUCGCCACUCAAAAGGAAGAACUUAUCCAACAACAAAACGAGUUCUUGAUCAAGUUGAAAUAACUUGAAAACGAUUUGCUUUUCAGACUAGCCACAUCAGAAGGUGAUAUUCUAGAGAACAUUGAACUUAUUGAAAAUCUUGAGUACUCCAAGAAGAUCUCAAUGGAAAUCAAAGAGAAGGUAGAAAUUGCUAAGGUAACAGAGGUUAUGAUUAAUGAUGCCUCGGAAGCUUACAGACCAGCUGCCAGCAGAGGAGCCUUGGUGUUCUUCAUGCUUAACGAACUCUAUAAGAUUCACUCCUUCUACAAGUUCUCACUAGACUCAUUCGUUAUUGUCGUCAACAGAGCUAUAGAUAUUGUUGCUGAGAGAAUGAAUCCAAAGAAGGAAGUGCCUGCUGAAGGUGAAGGUGAAGAAGAAGGAGAAAACAAACCAACUGAAGAGGAUAGAGCCGAAGACGAGCCAAUGACUCCAAGAACUCUUAACAAGAGAGUCGAUGCUUUGACUGAAAGCAUCACCUAUGAAGGAUUCAACUACACUAGAAGAGGACUCUUCGAAAAGCACAAACUAUUGGUAGCCACAAUGCUUUGCCUCAGAAUUCUUGUCAGAAAGAAGAAGAUCGACGAAAACGAAGUCAUGGCCCUCAUCAAGAAAGAAGUCGCACUUGAUGUCCCCAACCAAGCUGAGUCACUCAAGUUCAUUCCUGAGUCUGCCUGGGCUGCUGUCAAGGGUCUUGAAAAUGUUAAGCUUUUCGCUAACCUCAUCUCACAAAUGGAAAGUGAGGCACUUCAAUGGAGAAAAUGGUACGCUGAAGAGAAAGCUGAAGCUGCUGAGUUGCCAAGAGCAUUCAAGGAUGUUUCCUUGUUCCACAGACUGCUUCUCCUGAGAGCACUGAGACCAGAUAGAUUGUCUGGCGCUCUAUCACAAUUCGUGUUCGAGAACCUCGGAGAGCAAUUCAUUGAACAGGUUCCAUUCGAUAUCUUCACUACUUAUGCUGAAAUGAACCCACAAACACCAGUCUUCUUCGUGCUCUUCCCAGGAGUAGAUCCAACUCCAGAGGUAGAAAGAGUCGGUAGAAAGAACGGAGUCUCAAUUCAACAAGGAACUUUCAUCAAUAUUUCCAUGGGACAAGGUCAAGAAGAUAUUGCCAUCAAGGCACUUCAUAAUGCUGGAAAGCAAGGUCACUGGAUUAUGCUCCAAAACGUGCAUCUCAUGUAGAGUUGGUUGAAGAUUUUCGAGAGAAAUCUUGAAAUAGUCUGUGAAGACGUCCAUCCUAACUUCAGAUGUUUCGUAUCAUCAGAGCCACCCCCUCUUCCAGAAUAUGAAACCAUUCCUGAGUCUAUCUUGCAGAACGCUAUCAAGGUCGCUAAUGAAUCACCUCAGGAUCUUAAGGCCAACAUCAGAAGAGCUUUCGCUCAAUUCGAUGAAGCUCACUUCGAAAAAGCUGCAGGUCACAAGCUAUCAGAAUUCAAGGCCCUCUUAUUCGGUCUCUGUAUGUUCCACUCACUUAUCCUCGGAAGAAAGAAGUUCGGAUCUCAAGGUUGGUCUAGAAACUACAACUUCAAUGAUGGUGAUCUACAAAUUUGUGGUGAUGUGCUCCACAACUACUUGACUAAGUACGAGAAGGUACCCUACGAUGAUCUCAGAUACAUCUAUGGUGAGAUCAUGUAUGGUGGUCACAUUACUGAUGGUUGGGAUAGAAGAACAAACAACACCUAUCUUAAGGUUCUAGUAAGACCUGAAAUCUUGAAUGGUAUGCAACUUACUUGCGCUCCAGGUUUCAAGUCACCAGACCCACUCAAGUUCGAUAGAGAAGCCUACAGAAAGUAUAUUGAAGAGAAACUCCCAAUAGAGUCACCUAACAUGUUUGGUCUUCAUCCAAAUGCUGAAAUCGGAUACUUGACUACUCAAGGAGAACAACUCUUCUCCCUUAUCUUAACUGUUUAAGGAGGAGGCUCCGCAGGCGGUGGUGGAAAGAAGAAGGAAGAAACUGUUAAGGAGUUCAUUAGAAAGUUCCUAGAAACCUUACCACCCAAUUUCUCCAUGCUUGAUAUCAUUGGUAGAGUCAAAGACAAGUCUCCAUACAUAGUCGUAUGUAUUCAGGAAUGCGAGAGAAUGAAUACCCUUCUUGGUACAAUCAGAUUCUCACUUUACGAGCUAGACGCUGGUCUUAAGGGUCAACUUAACAUCACUGAUGCAAUGGAAGGUCUAGCUAACGCUCUUGCCUUCAACAGAGUCCACGACUCUUGGGAGAAAUACGCUUACUUCUCAAAGAAGUCCUUAACUGAAUGGUAUUUCGAUCUCUUACAAAGAGUUAACUAACUAUUAACCUGGUCAACUGAAAUGACAACACCCAAAUCUCUUUGGAUCUCUGGUCUCUUCAACCCUAUGUCAUUCUUGACUGCCAUUAUGCAGGUUACUGCUAGAGAGAAGAUGCUUCCUCUAGAUGAUAUGUGUCUCAAGACUGAUGUUCUUAACACCAAGGACGCUGACGAUUUGCAAGGUAAUGCUGAAACAGGAGCCUACGUCCAUGGAUUCUUCUUAGAAGGAGCCGGUUGGGAAUAUGGUAGAGGUGGCGAGCAAGGUUACCUUACCGAUAUGGUCUUGAAGGAGUUGCAUCCAGAAGUGCCCAUCAUGCACGUCACAGCCGUUAGACUCAGAGAAAGAGUAGAGGCUGGAUACUACGAAUGCCCAGUCUACGUGACCAGCAUGAGAGGUCCAACCUACAUUUUCACUGCCAACCUCAAGAUGGAAAGCGAGGAAUCUGAUGCUAACAAGUGGAUUCUUGCUGGAGUCGCUCUACUCCAAUCACCAGAAUGA
Molecule: messenger RNA, 12075 nt
Organism: Stylonychia lemnae
Lineage: Eukaryota; Ciliophora; Spirotrichea; Sporadotrichida; Oxytrichidae
Source: the annotation of a GenBank genome assembly